CGCAUCUGUCGCCAUGUUUGUUUGUUUAUUUCGCAGUUAAAUAUAAAUUUAAUGAAUAUGUCUCUCUAAUAUUAACGUCUAAAAUAAAAUAAAAACCUUUGAAUACUGACCAGAUACGGUUUAGUAUUGCAAGCAGCUCUUGUUAAUGAUUAUCCCCUUGCUACCCCUUAUAUCUUAUCUCAGCUUUUUCAUUUACCAUUGAGUCUUCAUCACAGCAGCUUAGAGGCAAUGUCCACUUGCCAGCACAACUGGCUGGAGCUACAGCAUUUCCAACCCAUUAUGGACAUUUUCUUUUGACACACUCCUGCUAAAAAACAGCAACAAUGGAUCUUUCACAUGCUUGUAGAUUCCUGUUGAUCAUAGGUGCAGCUUUGGUGAUUUUUCCUCACUUCAAUCUAGGAUUGUUGUCUGACUACAAGGUCUGUGGAGAUUCGGAGUGUGAAAGCCUGAUGAGCAGAGUGCAGGCAAUAAGGGACUACCAUGGUAAGGACUGCCGUUACCUGAGCUUCAGACGGGGAGACACCAUCUUUGUUUACCACAAACUGACCGGGAAGAGGGAAGACCUCUGGGCAGGCACUAUCGACAAACAGUUUGGAUAUUUCCCAAAGGAUGCGGUGCGGGAGGAGCAGGUUUAUGCAACCACGGAGAAAGUGGUGGAAACACAGAAGUCAGAUUUCUUCUGUAUGGAUGAGUCUGGCUUUCCCAUUGACACCACUGAUUUGGAUAUUGAUGAUGAUGAUGAUGAUGAUGAUAAGGGUGACCAAAUAAUCCAAAUCCAGGAGUCAGAAACUAAGCAAAUCGUCCCACACACUGACGACAUGAAUCCUGAAAGCCCUUUGACAUCUACAGAAACCUCCACAGAGUCUCUGGUUUCAACGCAGGAAGCAGUAGGAGAUGAAAACGUAAACGUUGGUGAUGCCGCAACUGGGCUACACGAGGAAGCACCCGAACCUCCUGCGCCUCAGAACGAACAAGGUGGGUCACCCCCCUCUUCCUGGCUCGGUUCUUCAGUGACAGGAUGGUUAGGUCUGGCUAAAGAUGAGCCACCUGGCAGUUUGACAGAAGCAGAGAAGGAGGAUGAGAGGAAAGAGACAAAGGCCGACUCUUCAAUCACUUCCUCUGUGACUGGGUGGCUGGGGUUUGGAGGUGAAGGAAAAUCGGAUGAUGCUGAAAAAGUUGUGGAAAUUAGAGAAGAAACUGCUGAUUCUUUCACUUCAACUGUAACUGGGUGGUUCGGUUUUAAAUCUGAGAAAAAACUUGAUGCAGAAAAAGAGCAAUACAAAGAAGAAGAAGAAGAAAAAGAAGAAGAACCAGUAGAGAAAUUCAGGAGUAGGAGGAUGUCUCUGGACCUAGAAGGUAGCCAAUUACAGGAAGAAGAGAAGAGCGAGAUGGGAACAUUGAGUUGGUUGGGGAAUGGGCUCUCAAGCAGGCUAGGAUUUGGCCAGACCAAUCAGGAAACAGGACAAGAGACAAAUGGAGGAGAAGAUGAGGAAGAGAAGGAACAGUCAGCAUCCGGGUCCUGGUUGAAUAUGAGAAUUGGAGGCAUUAUGGGGUUUGGGCAAGAUAAUGUUAGAGCAGAUGAAAGUGCAGGAAGUGGCUCUACAGAAACAGAAAAGGAUACAACCCUACAACAACCAACAGGAUCACAGAGUGUGGAAACCAGCCAGUCCCAGGCAGAAGAUGGAAAGACCGUGAGUAGCAAUGAAGAAGAACCCCCAAAAGAACAAAAUGUCCCAUCCACACAGGCAGACAGUGCUGAUACUAAUGAUAAAAAUAUUGAUACAUCAGAGAGUAGCAAGGACACUGACUUACACAUAGAUGCCGGAUCCAAGAUUGGUCACAAUGAUAUUGCCCCUCAUACCAAGUCUGAGGAAAAAUCUUUAGGUGGAAUAUCUAAUGACAUUAGUAUUGAAGAAGACAAAGAUCAGUUAGAAGAUGACAGUAAGGAAAUAAAAGAAAUCGAUGAGGAAAGAUCUGCAGAAAUGGAGGACAAAGGUCAUCAAAUGUCCACAUCAAUGGGAAAUGAGAGUCAGGAUGAAAUUAAAACUGAAAAUUCUGUCCCAGACCACAGUUCUGUGUCAGACUCCAUAGAGCAACCUGUUGUGGUUGAGGAAGAUAAACUGCAAAGUGUGAAAUCAGACAGCGUGCAGGGGGAAGGACCUGGCAUUACAAAUCAGAUUGAUAAAACAGAGGAAUCCACCAAUGAAUCUGCUGAAAAUAUUAGAGAUGACGAUCACGAAGAAGAGGGGGCUCGUGAAGAGACAGAGCUAGCUCACAGAAACGUUUUCACAACUCAGACUGAAGAAUCAAAUGAAAGCCAAGUCGGUGGUGAUGCAGAAGACAACAGUGGCCAGCUUUUACCGUCAGCCGAGGAGAGAAAUGAACCAAUCCCACUUGAGACUUAUAUUUUGACAAACGAUGCAGAUAAAUUAGCAAUAGAUAUUAAUGCAGAAAGAGAGACUCAUAGUGAAUUGAGGCAGAAGUCAGAGACGGAAAUUGUUGAGGACAUCUCUCAGGACUUUGGAACUUUAGAUUUACAUUCUGCUAGUGGAAAUACUGAAAGUCCUUUUGAAAAUGUCUUAGAGGAGGACAGAGGAACUAUGUCCUCUGGUGAAAACACAGAUCAGACCCCAGUGUCUCCACAGGUGGACCAAGAGAUCACAAACAGUGAUAGUGAUGCAGACAAGCUCAUGGAAACUGUGAAAGAGACAUCAGCCUUUGAAGAUGUAGGUGAUCCAACGUCCACCAUAAGCAAUGAAAUAGAUAGUGAGGAGUUAAAUGACGAGAGGAAGCAGGAGAUGGUGGAAGUGACAGAAAAUGAGAAACCGGAGGAUUUGAGGGCGGGUGAAGAAGGAAAGAAUCAGGAAGAAGUAGAGGAAUUAAAGGAAGAGCGGCAAGACGUGGUGGGGUCAAAUGACGAGAAGAAAGGCGAGAUAUUAAAAGAAGAGGAGGGGGCGAAACAUGAAGAAAAACAGGAUCAGAUGGAAAAAUUAAAGGAGGAGGGGAAGCAGGAGGAAGCAGAGGAGUUGAUGGUUGCAGAACAGCAGCAAGAAGUGGGGGGGUAUAAUGAUGAGAGGUUAGAGGAGAUGGGUGGGGCAAACGAAGAGAAGGUACAGCAAAAUGUGAAGGACAAUGAACAGGAAGAAAAGCAGAACGGCGUGGAAGAGAUAGAGGGAGAGGGGAAUCAACAGGAAGGCAACGAGGCAAAGAAGGAGGACAAGCAGGAGGAGGAGGACAAGGGAAUGGGAGGGGGAAUGGAGACUGAGAAAAAGAAGGAGGACAAGAAAUUAAAUGAAAAUUCUGUAAUUGAGAAUUCUUUAAUGGACAACAAAGAGGAGAAAGAGCAGGAGAAGAAGGAGGUGGCAGAAUUAAAGGGAGGAGAGAAAGGGGAGGAGACAAAUACGGUAAAACAUGAGGAGAAGGAACUAAAGGAGGAACAGAAAGAGCAGAAGACUGAAGAGUCAGAGGAAGACAUGCAGACCAGGGAAGAGGAAGUCAAGGAAGAGGGAAGGCAGGUGGAGUUAACAAAGGAGGUGAAACAGAUGGAGUUAACAAGGGAGGUGAAACAGAUAGAGUUACCAGAGGAGGUGAAACAGGUGGAGGUAACAAAAGAGGUGAAUCAGAUAGAGUUACCAGAGGAGGUGAAACAGGUGGAUGUAACAAAGGAGGUGAAGCAGACAGAGUUACCAGAGGAGGUGAAACAGGUGGAUGUAACAAAGGAGGUGAAACAGGUGGAGGUACCAGAGGAGGUGAAACAGGUGGCGUUACCAGAGGAGGUGAAACCGGUGGAGUUACCAGAGGAGGUGAAACAGGUGGAUGUAACAGAGGAGGUGAAACAGACAGAGUUACCAGAGGAGGUGAAGCAGGUGGAGGUAACAAAGGAGGUGAAACAGACAGAGUUACCAGAGGAGGUGAAACAGGUGGAUGUAACAAAGGAGGUGAAACAGGUGGAGGUACCAGAGGAGUUGAAACAGGUGGCGUUACCAGAGGAGGUGACACAGAUAGAGUUACCAGAGGAGGUGAAACAAGUGGAGUUACCAAGGGAGGUGAAACAGGUAGAGUUACCAGAGGAAGUGAAACAGGUAGAGUUACCAGAGGAGGUGAAACAGGUGGAGUUAAUGGAGGAGGUGAAACAGGUAGAGUUACCAGAGGAGGUGAAACAGGUAGAGUUAACAAAGGAGGUGAAACAGGUAGAGUUACCAGAGGAGGUGAAACAGGUGGAGUUAAUGGAGGAGGUGAAACAGGUAGAGUUACCAGAGGAGGUGAAACAGGUGGAGUUAAUGGAGGAGGUGAAACAGGUAGAGUUACCAGAGGAAGUGAAACAGGUGAAGCUAACAAAGGAGGUGAAACAGGUAGAGUUACCAGAGGAGGUGAAACAGGCAGAGUUACCAGAGGAGGUGAAACAGGUGGAGGUAACAGAACAGAUGCUGUCAUCUCAUUUAGAGGAGGAUAACAUUAGCAGAUCAGAGUCAGAAUAUAAUGAUAAAGUGACACAAGAUGAAAACGGGUUAGAAUCAUCAUUUAUUGACAUAACACAGUUGGAAGAGAAACAGAGAGAGUCUGAGGAAAAUAAACAAAAUGAGGUCGAAGAGACAAAGAUUAAAAAGCAAGAGGGUGAGGAGGUGGUGGAUCACAACCUUAAAUGUUCAAAUGAGCUGUGUCCUCCUAGUGAGGAGGGUCCUGGGAUAGAAAGAGAUAGAGGUGUCUCUGAGGAUGGAAUGAGUUCAGCAAGUGAAGGAAAACAAAAUGAACAAGUUGCCGAGACAGGAGAGAGGAACACGAUACAACCUGAUGACAAAAUGUCAGAUAAUGCUUCCAGUGGGGCAGGAAACACUCAUAUACUCAAUCAGGGUGAGGAAACUAGAAGUAAUGGGAUUUCCAUUAAUGAGCUUCCGACCUCACCCAGUGAACCAGUUGUAGGCCAGGUUGUGACGCCUGAACAGACUGAAGCUGAGUCACUUCCACCUGAAGAUCGCAGUAGAGAGAGAGAGAGUGAAACUGGAGGAGCUUUUGGUCUUUUCAAAGAUGCCUUUGGCUUUUUAAGCCAAACACCGACCACUGAAUCUAAGGAGCCCACAGAAUCAGCUCAGAGUUCCGACAGUGAUCCACAGCCACAUGCCUCUCCAACUCCUGAGCAGGAGCUGGUUUCCACUUCUGAUUCUAUCCAGAAUCAAAAUGAGCGAACAGACUCUCCACAGCCUGAUCCUCCCUCUGCUGAAACCCAUCUCCAUACUGCGUCACCGAACACAGAAGCGCCACACCAAUCAACGCUCACCAAAUACUACAAGAACCUUCUAGCCCACAUGACUGUGGAUGAGACGACUCUUUUGUUGGAGCUGUUCGGGCGACCCAAGCUCCAGUUCCUGGAUUACAUUUUGACCACGUCAGAAGGCACGAUUGAAGACGAGGAUCAGUCUAUACUGUUGGAUGUAGAGAGGCUUCUGCAUCAUCACAGGGAGACGCUAGUCACUCCUAGCAUCAGGCUCUCUGAUGCACCACAGGAGGACAAAGAAAGGACCAGAAUACUCAGUGCACUUCAGAAGCUGGAAAUGCUCCUGGAAAGAGUGAAAGAGACCUUUAACACACGAAAAUCAGAUGUCAGUAAUCAUCAAGCAGACUCCAGCUGUGCUGGCGCAUCCUGCUCGACUCACAGCAAAGAUAGAACAGUGAACACUGAGAAGGAUAAACAGCGCGAAGAAGAGGGAGUGUCCCUUCCUCUAGGAUCAUCACUGACACUGGAAGAUUCAAUGAAGCAAAUUCUGGACUUUGUUUAUCAGACAGCUGAGGACGCCACCACCUUUGCACAUGCAGUGAUGGAGGUUGUAUCAGCACUGCCCGAUGACCUAAGACCUGGACCAGACCUGUACGGUGUGCCAUGGGAACCCGUCAUCGUCACGGGUCUGUUGGGCCUGGUGACAAUGCUAAUAUUCACGUGUAGAUGUUACAGCUCUAUCAAAAGCAGAUUGUAUCGAAGGAAAGAGCGGUGGAUGGCUGAACAGGUCGCACAGCUGCUGGAUGAGAAGUGUAAAGUCCUUGAGACUUUCAGUCAAUGUCAACAAGAGUAUGAUGAAUUGGAGACUUCACUGAGGGACAGUGGUGUCUUGGCCCAGACUCAAAAGACAGAACAUCUGGAGGUCAAAGCCAGGCAGCUAGAACACUCUAAACGAGAGCUGGAGAGAGAUCUGGAACAACUGAAGGAUCAACUGGACCAGCAGAGAGAACAUAGGCUAGAACAAGAGCGGAGGAUAGCAAUGCUUGAGGAGAGCAUGAAAACAUUUGAAGAGGAAUCUAAAGAGCUCCAGUCACAGGAGGAGCAGGCACAAACCACUCUGAAAGUGUACAAUAUGAACAGUGACAGGCUACAGAGGAACCUAGAAACGGCAGGAGAGGAGAACAGGGUGCUACAGGAGAGCAAUGCUCAGCUGAGGCAGCAGGUGGAGGGCUGGGCAGAAAGAGUGAGUGAGGUGGAGGCAGAGAUGAGGAGAUGUGAGGACGCCCACAGUGGAAUGCUACAGGAUGUGGCCAACAAGGAUGAACGCAUAAUGUCCCUGACAGAUCGGCUGCUAAGUAUGAAAGCUUGGGAUUCUGAUCUGGAGGAGGAGGAGGAACAAGGAGAGAAUGAAGCGAACAAUGGGACACCAGGAAAAGGAGAGAAUGGAAGAGGGAGCCUAACAGACACACAGGGCCAUCUGCAGAAAGUCCAGAAACUCAUUUAUGCUGCUAAGCUGAAUGCAGAUCUCAAAUCAGUAGAUGAAGAUAAGGACAGAGUAUUUGCCAAACUGAAUGAUGAAGUCAAAGCUAAAGAAGACUUGGAAGUGAGCAUUAAGGAGCUGGAGAAUGAGAAACAGUCUCUACAGUCUGACUCUGGGUACUACUCAGAUGAGGUGCAACGAUUACAACAGAAACUCCAUAUCAUGACAGAAAUGUACCAGGAGAAUGAGCUCAAGCUGCACAGACUGCUGACAGUGGAAGAAAAGGAACGCCUUCAGAAAGAGGAGAAGUUAAAUAAGGCUGACAAAAACAUUGCGAUGGCUAUGGAGGAGCUCAACAACUACAGGCAACGAGCAGAAGAGAUGGAGGAAGAGCUGGAGAAAACCAAACAGUCUUACCAGACUCAAAUAUCCGCACAUGAGAAGAAGGCUCAUAAUAACUGGCUGGCAGCCCGAGCAGCAGAGAGAGAACUAUCAGACAUCAGAAGAGAGAACGCCCUCUUCAGACAGAAACUAACAGAUACACAGUUUAAAUUGGACGCCCUUGACAAAGAUCCAUUUGCCUUGGACACGCUGGCUAGACCGCUGCCUUUCCGAGCUGAAAGGUCACCGUACGGGCCUUCUCCUCUGGGUCGACCUGCGUCUGAAACCAGACCUUUCCUCUCUCCUCCUACACUGAUGGAUGGACCUCCUGCUAGACUGUCUCCUAGAGUGUCUCGCGGGCCUAUGGAGCCCCCUGGUGGCCAGGGGGAGAUGGAGCGCAGUGGAGGCCCUCAUUCAGACAGCGGCUCAAGCUCUCCUACAUGGGACAGGGAUCGCAGGGGACCCCCACCAGGACCACCAGGCUAUAUGUUUCCAGAACCGGGGGGCCCAAUGUACAGGAGACCUCCACCUCCCCCAGGAGCUCUGGGCCAUAUGCCUCCUCCAGGCUCCCUCCCUCCUGGGCCUCUCCAUCCUAGGGGACUACCCCCAGGACCCCCUCACCCCACAGACAUGACAGAUGGCUCCUAUAGAGAAAACAGCCUGAGACCUGGUGAACACAGAGACGAACACAGAGAGUCUGGUCCCGGAGACCGAAGGACUCCCCCUGAAGCAGAUCCAAGGAUGGGCGGUCCACUCCCUCCCGGACCCCCCAUGGGUCCCAUGGAUGGUCCCUUUCCUCGUAGAGCCCCUUAUGGACCCCCACCUCCAGCUGAUUUCUACCCUCCCAGGAUUCCAGGGGGGCCUCCCAUGAUGCCUAGAUGGGGCCCCCCUCCUCCCGGGAUGUUCCCUCCUCGGUUCCCUCCCGAUGGACCUCUACUCCCUCCUGCUCCUCAUCCUCACAUGCCACCCUAUGGUCACCCAAUGCGCCCCCCUCCUCCUGAUGGACUCCCACCUCCCUCUGUGGGCCCUCCCCCUCCUCAGCAGUUCGUCCCAUCCCCACCACACGUACAGUCACCGGAGGAGCACACGCCCUCGCCCGAAGACGCCAUUUGAGCUUCUACUUGAAUGAAGAGAUGCACAUUUCUGGUUAAAGGUAUCUAGGUGGAUGGUAAAUCAGGUUGCCCUUAUUCUGAAACAUCUAUUUAUUCACCAAGAGGACGUACUAAAUGAAUUAUGUGUUAGUGGAUGGGCAGUGAUGGCCGUCAUUCGCCUGUUUUGUGGCUCUAUGUUUACUUCAAUUCUGUUCCUCUGCUGCAUCCUUCCUCCUGUCUUCUUUCUCUGUUCUUUCCUUUCUUCCCUAUGAGGUAGCUGAUGUUGUGAAAUCAUGGUGACAGCAGUUAUGCUCCUGUUAGGUUGUGGUAUUUGACAGACAGUCUAAACAGUGCGGGUGCUGCAUGAGCAACAGUUGCUUGUUGGCUCACCAAUGCCAGGAAGCUUUUAAUGGGACUUUGGUUUUUGCAGCACGUUGACAUGUUGAGAACAAUCUCAACAUUGUUUCAACUGCAAGACACAGAAAAAGAAAUUUUAAUGAUCCCAUGAAAUUACAUUCAACCUUUACUGCUGGCCUGUGAGAUGUGUCUUACACACUUGUCAUUCUCAUUCAGAACUAUCUAAAUGUCGCCUGUGGAUCUUUUGACCAUCACAUCAGGGCUUGUUUUGUCUGAGACUUAACACUUGAUCUUAAGCUUGAGUAAACCUCAAAGGUCAAAUGAGACAGUUUUCUUAAAAUGUAAUUGAAGUGUGUGGUUUAAUGUCAUGGACUUCCUUGUGGUAUUUGGGGAUUGCAAUUCAUCAACAAAAGCUAUUCUAAACCAAUCUUUGAUCAUGUUACAUGCUUGAAAGAGUGUCUUUUAACGGCUGCUUAUGUUCUGCCAACGUAAGCUGUGACGUCAGUCUGAGUGGUGAAUUAUACAGACUGACUGGACUAGAAGCUCCCUACAGAGCCAGUGAGAUGAGACCCAUGUGAAUUUUGUAAAAAGUGAUUAUUAAUAGAUAAAUAAAGACUCUAAAAUUGUA
Molecule: messenger RNA, 9149 nt
Organism: Mugil cephalus (flathead mullet)
Lineage: Eukaryota; Metazoa; Chordata; Actinopteri; Mugiliformes; Mugilidae
Gene: mia2
Product: CTAGE family, member 5
Exons: 28
Coding region: 324-8186 (2620 amino acids)
Biological process (GO): endoplasmic reticulum to Golgi vesicle-mediated transport; protein secretion; vesicle cargo loading
Cellular component (GO): endoplasmic reticulum membrane; endoplasmic reticulum exit site
Molecular function (GO): protein binding
Source: RefSeq, a predicted model, not a curated record